UUUGCAGCUACCUACUAUGGGCUCCAUGGAAGAAGAGCACACAUGUCCCAUGUGUCGUGACCUGAUUGGUCGAGCUCACCCCUUUCCCUGCGGCCACAGCCUUUGCCUGACCUGUGCCCAAGAGUCCUGGAGCCAGAGUGCCGGCUGUGGCAAGCGAAGAUUUGUAUGCCCACAAUGCCUGGAGGAGCAGGGAGUCGUGGUGUGUGACUGCUGUCCAGAAAACAAGGAUGAUGAGGCCCAAGCUGCAGUGAAGACCUGCCUGCGAUGUGAGAUCUCUCUGUGUGAGCAGCAUCUGCAGCCACACCUGCUGCGUCCUGCUUAUAGCACUCACCUGUUGGUGGAGCCAUUGAUGGACGAAUCCCACCGCAGGUGCCCUACCCAUUGGGAGAUAUUCCGGUAUUACUGCAUGGAUGAUAGGGAAUAUGUCUGCCCCGACUGCAUUGUGGAAGGGCGACAUGCUCAACACCAGGUCAAAGGGGUGAGAAAAGUGGAGGAGGAAUACAAAAUCAAAUUACAGAGACUGUUUGAGAAAGCAGAAGAGAAAGUAAAGCAAGGUGAAAUGAUGCUUCAAGAACAUCAACAAGCUUGUCGGAGCAUAAUAGAGGACUCCUCUGUGAGUGAUGUCUCUCAGGUUUUACAGAUGGGCUCAGCCCUGCAGGCUCAGGUGGGCCGACUAGUGUCAGCUGUGAUAAACAUAACGGAACAGGAGAGACAGCAGGCCAUGGAGAGGGUGAAGGAAGACUGCAGCAGGGUGAAAAAAGAUCUGAACCAAAUCGAGAGCAUCCACCACUUCCUCGGCUCCCUGCUGGACGAGAGCGAUCCCUUCCUGCUAAUCUGGGCAUUCCAGACAGAGGAUUCACAGAUGAUGGCAGAUCUCAACUCACCUCUGUUCACACCACUUCAGCCCAGCAUGGAUAAGAAACGUGUCUUAGAGAAUGUGGAAAAUAAAUAUAGAGAAUUCAUAGCUGAGACCCUGCGCUGCCUAAUUGAACUCAAGAGAGAUCUCUUAAGCAGUCCGUUAACCUUGGACAAAAACUCAGCCCAUCCUCUCUUAAAUAUUUCUGAAGACCUACGGACAGUGACGAGGGUCAAAACCCGCUUGCCUGUCCCUGAGCAUCCUGACCGCUUUGACCACUGGUCUCAGGUGGUCUCCUGUCAGAUAUUUUCUUCAGGAACCCAUUACUGGGAGCUGGAGGUGGAGGGUUUCUGGGAUAUAGCAGUGACCUACCACAGCAUUGGGAGAAAAUCAAAAGAGGGCACAGCCUUUGGCUGCAACAAGAUAUCCUGGAGCCUGACACAGCAGCAUGACAGGAAACUUGCUGCCUGGCAUAACCGAAAGAAAACCCACCUCUCCGCAAAAAUGUCUGGCAACCAUUUGGCAGUCACUCUGGACUAUGGUUCUGGCUCAAUCGCCUUUUCUGAAGUAGGAUCUUCAUCCACUCUGCUCCCUCUGUACAAUUUCAGUACCAGGUUCACCCAGCCCAUCUGCCUAGGAUUUGGCCUCUACAAACCAGAGCUGAACAGCAAGGUCACCAUCCUCAAGAAAAUAUAACUACAUCUACAGAAACAAGAAACCGACACUGCUGUCGAAACUUUUAUUUCAUAAAGAGUUACAUGUUUGUUUAGGGAUAUGUAAUGCUCUGGGUGAAAAAGCUGAAUUUAUUUUUCAAGAAUGAACAAAUAUUCAAAUUAACUGUCUAUGGUCAGUGUACUUUUUAUUAUUAUUUGGAGCAUUUGAAUUUUAGAUUAUAAUUUUCUUUUGUAAUCAGUGUCAUAACUUUAUCACAAGGUUUUUCAUCUGAAUGUUUUAACUGUAAGGGGAACUGAGAUCCAAUGCAUCUUUCUCCAUCGAUGGAUAUUCAAAAUGAGCAAAAUAUAAAUCUCAAAUAUUUAUCUUUAGUAUGAUACUUUGCCAGUGCCCAGUUUAUUUUUGUAGGAUAUUAAAUGCAUAAAAGUGCAAUUGACAAUGCAUUUAAAAAAUUUAAUAUUUUUUCUUGUCAGCAAAUAUUUUUUCAUAGGUUCCAACAUCCCUGCCAGCGUUUAUAGAACAGACGGCUACAUGAAAUUUGACAAAAUAUAACAAAGUUUAUUCUUUUUUUAUUUAUUGGUUUCAUUCCUUGAGAUGUAAAAAAAAGAAGUACUUUGUUUAUAUGAGAAAUCUGAUUUUUUUUUUUUUUUUUUUUACAGAUUUUCUUUUAUUGUAUUAUCCUUUGUGCCCUUUAAUGCUUGUGUACAAUGUGGAUCAGUCAUGUUUUUGGGACACUGGUUCAUGUUAUUGUUUCUGUUUUAUUCUAUAUGCUUUCUAUACUGACUGUUGGCUAUCAUUUACAGCUACAGAUCCCAGUUUGGCCAUGCUGUUUACAUCAGAGAUUACAUGGAUUAUUAGAGAAAGUGAGAGAGGGAGAGAGAGGUGGAGUGGAUGAGAAGGGGAGGAUCUUGGGAGACAGGAUGAGUAGGAAGAUCUGUAAGCUGUCAGAUUCAGUUUUUCUCUACAGAAGCUUUAACACUUUGCAUCAUUACACCUGGGAAACCGAGGGACAGCCCACUAAAUCAGGACUUUGCAUAUUGUUGCCGUUUUAGCGUGCCAAGGCACUGAGGACAGAGAGGAGGUUCAGCCAAUAAGCACAAGCACAGGAGAGAGGAUAGAGGAUCUGUGUAGGGGAGAGAGGUCCUGCAUGUUGUGGAACGUCAGGAGGGAAGUGAGAGCGUGUUAAAGACAGAUGGUCUCUCAGUGGAGUUGUUCUUUUUUCUCUCUCUUGUUCUCACUCGUUCCUGGAUGCUGCUCCCCUCAGCUGAACGGGAUCCAAAGUGUUACCUCAUGAUCUUCAUCCUUCACUGCUCCUCUUCCUCCUCCCCCACACAAGCAUACCUGUUGGCUUGCAGAGCUCUGUUAUCCUCUCUCUCUCUCUCUGUCUCCUUACAGGUUGGCUAUGAUGAUGGAUUUUUUUUUCAGGAUGAUGAGAAACCUCUAAGCGUCCUUGCCUUUUGUUCCCUACAGGCAAUUUAACAAGCACAGAAGUAGAUCUUCAUCAGGAAACUGUGACAGACAGGAGGGUGACAACAAAAUAGAUAGAGGGAGAGAGGGUAAAAGAGUAGGUGAGGGUGAAAGACAGAGCCAAGGAUUUAAAGGUCUAGAACUUUUACAGUAGCUCAUAACA
Carassius carassius (crucian carp) is the source of this 3158-nucleotide messenger RNA. Its product is annotated as cerebellin-1-like. Lineage: Eukaryota; Metazoa; Chordata; Actinopteri; Cypriniformes; Cyprinidae. Gene Ontology annotation, cellular component: synaptic cleft; glutamatergic synapse. The transcript has 8 exons. Gene Ontology annotation, molecular function: protein binding; zinc ion binding. The record is from RefSeq and is a predicted model, not a curated record. Bases 17 to 1552 code for a protein of 511 amino acids.